Molecule: messenger RNA, 4570 nt
Organism: Pseudopodoces humilis (Tibetan ground-tit)
Lineage: Eukaryota; Metazoa; Chordata; Aves; Passeriformes; Paridae
Source: RefSeq, a predicted model, not a curated record
AUGAAGCCGCCCGGCAGCAGCUCCCUGCGGCAGCCUGGCUGCGACGGCCGCCGCCGCCCCGCGCUCCUGCCGCUCCUCGGCCACCUCGUCUCGCUGCUCCUGCUCCUCCAUGGCUCCUCCUGCCCCCGGGCCCGCGCGGCCGCAGCGGCCGCCGGCCUGCACUGGAAUGAAACAGCAAGCGGUAUAGAGGAAGUACUGGCAGAUGAAGAGAAUACAUUUCAACAGAGUAACAGCAGUAACAGUAAAAAUAACAGCUACAGCAAUGCAAUCCAGAAAGAAAUCACACUGCCUUCAAGACUAAUCUAUUACAUCAACAGAGACUCUGAGACUCCUUACCAUAUCCUGGAUACCAGGGCAAGGCACCAGCAAAAACAUGACAAGGCUGUACAUCUGGCCCAGGCAAGUUUCCAGAUUGAGGCCUUUGGCUCUAAAUUUAUCCUUGACCUCACAUUGAAUAAUGACUUAUUAUCUUCCAAUUAUGUGGAGAUUCACUAUGAAGAUGGAAAACCAAAAUUUUCUAAGGGGGGAGAACAUUGUUACUACCAUGGAAAUAUCAGAGGUGUGAAGGAUUCCAAAGUUGCUCUUUCAACUUGUAAUGGACUUCAUGGCAUGUUUGAAGAUAGUAGUUAUUUGUACUUGAUAGAACCGAUGGAUCUGACCCACAGUGCAGAAAGUAAAAGUAGGCCACAUAUCAUCCAAAGAACUUACGGAACACAAGCUUCCAAGCAGUUGCAGGACCUCGAGACUGACUCUAGUUCUGAAUGGCCCUUUCUGUCUGAACUGCAGUGGCUGAGGAGAAGGAGAAGAAAGAGAGCAUUAUCUCGUGGUGUCUUUGAAGAAAUGAAAUAUCUGGAACUCAUGAUAGUCAAUGACCAUAAAAUGUUCAAAAGGCACCGUUCUUCAACUGCAUACACAAACAAUUUUGCAAAGUCUGUGGUAAAUCUUGUAGAUGCUAUAUACAAAGAACAGCUGAACACCAGGGUGGUUCUCGUUGCUGUGGAGACUUGGACAGACAGAGAUCGCAUUAAUAUUCACCCUGACCCUCUGCAGAUGCUCCACGAUUUCUCCAAGUACCGGCAGCACUACAUCAAGCAGCAUGCUGAUGCUGUGCACCUGCUCUCGAAUGUGACAUUUCAUUACAAAAGGAGCAGCUUAAGUUACUUUGGAGGUGUUUGCUCUGUGGCCAGAGGAGUAGGAGUGAAUGAGUAUGGCCUCCCUUUGCCCAUGGCCCAGGAACUAGCACAGAGUCUUGCUCAGAAUCUUGGAAUACAAUGGGAGCCAGCUGCCAGGAAACCGAAGUGUGACUGCACUGAAUCCUGGGGUGGUUGCAUCAUGGAGGAAACAGGGGUAUACCAUUCCAGGAAAUUCUCCAAAUGCAGCAUUGCAGAAUACAAAGAAUUUUUACUUCGUGGGGGAGGUGCCUGUCUUUUUAACAGGCCAACAAAGCUCUUUGAAGUCACUGAGUGUGGAAAUGGAUAUGUAGAAGCAGGAGAAGAAUGUGAUUGCGGUUUCCGAAUGGAAUGCUAUGCAGACUGCUGUAAGAAAUGCUCUCUUUCCAAUGGAGCUCAUUGUAGUGAUGGACCCUGCUGUAAUACAUCAUGUCUCUUUUUCCCACGAGGUUAUGACUGUCGAUACGCAGUGAAUGAGUGUGACAUUGCAGAGUUCUGCACUGGGGAUUCUGGACAGUGUCCACCAAAUCUUCAUAAACAAGAUGGGUAUGCCUGUGAUUCUAAUCAGGGUCGUUGCUAUAAUGGUGAAUGCAAGACAAGAGAUAAUCAGUGCAAAUAUAUCUGGGGAUCUAAGUCUUCAGGAUCUGACAAAUUUUGUUAUGAAAAGCUUAAUACAGAAGGCACAACAAAAGGAAACUGUGGGAAGGAUGGAGACCGAUGGAUUCAGUGCAGCAAACAUGAUGUUUUCUGUGGCUUUUUGCUCUGUACUAAUCUUACUAGAGUUCCACGAGUUGGUCAAGUUCAAGGAGAAAUUAUCCCAAAUUCUUUUUAUCAUCAAGGACGCAUAGUGGACUGCAGUGGUGCUCAUGUUCUCUUAGAUGAUGAUACAGAUUUAGGUUAUGUGGAGGAUGGAGCUCCAUGUGGACCUCAGAUGAUGUGUCUGGACAAAAAGUGCCUGCCAAUUCAGUCCUUGAACAUAAGCAGCUGUCCCAUUGGUUCCAAUGGAAAAGUCUGUUCUGGUCAUGGGGUUUGUAGUAAUGAAGCCACUUGCAUUUGUAAUUUCUCCUGGGCUGGGACAGACUGCAGCAUUGAUGAUCCUGUCAGGGAUACUGGUGGCAAGAAGGAUGAAGGACCCAAGGAAAUGUCAAAAAACGAAGGUUCGAUCCAACUCAACAAGGCCCUAUCUGAAGAAAUGCCAUUCAAAAAGCUGCUUCUUGCACUACUGGAUUUUGGGUAUGAGGUCUUUGCUGUAGCUACACAGGAACUAAAUCAGUAUGGAAGAACACGAGAACAGUAACCAUAAACACAAAGUUGGGAUGUUGGGAUGUGAGUUGGUAGAACAUUGUCCUCUUUGGAGAUAAGUUGGAAAUACUUCCUCUAUUCACCUUCCUCCUGUUAACAUUAACUGACAAGUGGUACAAGCAAACUGCUUCAAAAAUCAGGUGUUUUUUUCCUUUUCUCAAAUUACAAAGGAGACACACAGACCAAGUGCAAUAAGAGAACUGUUCCAAAAUAAUGGAAUUGCAAAAGAUUCUUUCCCAGCCUGCUGGCACUCUAACUUCACUUGAGUUCGCAUGACUUCCUUUUUCUUAUCAAACUCCAGUGGCAUGAGGAGCUAAUUUUGAAAGGGUAACCUGCAUGGCUCACAUACAAACAACCAAGCUAGCAAGCUGACCCCAAGCAGAAUGUGCAGCCCGAUAAAUACAAACCACUGGGAAGCCAGUGCCAGGCUUCAAUAGCUUUUCCAGCCAAGCAGUGCAUUCUGCUGCUGGACUUAAGGGUUCCCUGCACCUUGAGCUCACUGUCUACCUUGGACAGGAGCCUGUUGGGUAUGGAAGCUAGUAAAUGAUGGAUGGAAUUCUUCCAAGAAGGAAAAAGUGUAAAUAUGGAAAUAAGAUUUUGAUGCAUCAUUUUCACAGAUUAUAUAUAAAUAUAUAUAUAUGAGAGAAAAGAAUUCCCAUAUAAAAAGGUUCUAUUCUUUAUGUAAAUCUAUUUUUGAUGUUGGGUUUGGUUUUGGGUUUUUUUUCCUCCCCAUUUUUUCUGUAGCAUGUUGUACAGCAGAUGUUCUGGGCUUGCUCAAAAAAGGCAGAUAACAGCAUGCAGAUGCAGGGAGUUCUGACACCAAACAGAUGUGAUCUAAAGUUUGUAUGCUUGAAACCAAAAACAAUUAAAAUGUAUAAAUGCAUAUCUAUGUAUUGACUAUAAGUCUGAAUUACUUUUUUUGGCUGUUAUACAGACUUUUCCAUUAUAUAAGUAACACACUCUCAAACAAAUCACAGAAGUGCCAAGCUCUUUUUUUUUUUUCUUUUAAGAAAGGCUACUUUUUUUUCCUGCCUAGAUUCUGUAAAAUAAAAACUUAAAUAAGCCUUAAAAUACUCAAAAGAAGUUAAAGCUUGGAAUGAGUUAUUCUUGCCUUGCCUUCUACCCAUCCAUUUGAAGCAGCUUGCAAUGGUGAUUGACUGACCUUUUUUAACUCACUCCCUGUAUCUCUUUGAUGCAUGUCACUUUUCAAAGUUUAAUGCAAGAUUAAUACUUUGACCAUUGGCUACUGGUAGCCAGUUACCAUCACAUGUGCAAAAUCCCAGGUAAUUUCAGGUGUGUUGUCAUUACUUUUAGAGACACCUUCUGUACAAACACAGAUUUUUAGACAGCAGUCCUGGGCAGCAGUCCUGUGUCCCUAGGAACCAGGCUCACCUGGCUGCAACUGCCUUGAGAAAGGUUUGUGAAGAGGUCUAGUUUAGGGCUCCCUUAAAGUACAGAGCUGAACAGUCUAGCUCAUCCUUUUAAUCUUGACUUAAAACUUAAAUCAUUUGGUAAGUGAAAUAACUGAAAAUUUAAUUGCUGUGUCUGCUGAUAAUUAAUCAAAGACUUUUGUAAUUUUGCAUCUAAUUUAAAAGUUGUAGCUUAGUAACAACAGAAGCCCAGUUACACUACUUCUGGCAUCUUUGUUCAGAGGACAUCCAUUUCCCAAGUUAGCUUUAAAAGCCAAAACAUUAAAAAAUGCUGCAGACAUUUUCCUGUGAGUUAUAAAACCUGAUUUCAGUUAUUUUUCUUAUUAUGAUAACGUUCAAUUCCAUAGUCUCAAUGUAUUGGUUUUGAUUCAUAGUUAUUAAAUAUUUUCAAUCAGCUUUAACAUAAUCACAUUUACACUUACUACAUUAUAAGUUAAAGGUGCUGCACACAGGUAGUUGACAUUAAUAGAAAUUAUAAACCUUAUUCUAAAAGUUUUCUGCUUGGCUUUAAUCAGAAUCAAAUAGUGACAUUUCUCUAUUGACAAACCAAAAAUACUUGCAACUCUAUUAUGGUUCCCUAAAAAUGCUUUGAUUGGGAACACAAUUCUAACUUUUUUCAGGUUCUGCUUCCAAAGCAGGCAUAACCCACAACAGAAACACCAGUGGUAU